CCUCCACGUUUUUCCUCCCUAAUUUCUCGGGAUCCUCUGCUCCAUUUCGCCCUUUCCCCUAUUCGAUUUGGAAACAUUUGAAGCCCUAGAGCGGAGGAGAGAUCUAAUCGCUCUCGAUCUCUUCUUUCCCCUUCGUGUUCACGACGAAACCCUAUCCUUCGUCUGCGAUUCGCCGCGAUGAAUCCGGAAUAUGAUUAUCUCUUUAAGCUUUUGCUUAUUGGAGAUUCGGGUGUUGGCAAAUCGUGUCUCCUCCUAAGAUUUGCGGACGACUCGUACUUGGAGAGCUACAUCAGCACCAUUGGAGUUGAUUUUAAAAUACGCACGGUGGAGCAGGAUGGAAAGACAAUCAAGCUUCAGAUCUGGGACACUGCAGGCCAGGAACGUUUCAGGACAAUCACUAGCAGUUACUAUAGAGGUGCUCAUGGUAUUAUUGUGGUAUAUGAUGUGACGGAUCAGGAAAGUUUCAAUAAUGUGAAACAGUGGCUAAACGAGAUUGACCGUUAUGCCAGUGAGAAUGUCAACAAGCUUCUUGUCGGCAACAAGUGUGACCUUACCGAAAACAAAGUCGUCUCUUAUGAAACAGCUAAGGCAUUUGCUGAUGAACUCGGAAUCCCAUUCAUGGAGACUAGCGCAAAGAAUGCCACUAACGUGGAACAGGCUUUCAUGGCUAUGACUGCUGCAAUCAAGAACAGAAUGGCGAGCCAGCCGGCUGCAAGCAACGCGAGGCCACCGACCGUGCAGAUCCGCGGACAACCUGUCAAUCAGAAGACCUCCUGCUGCUCUUCCUAAGCUUUCGUAAUUGGAUAUCGUGGCAUGUAAACUUGAUGACUACUGCUUCCUAUUUAUGAACGACAUAUACUAUUGUUAUGCUGUACUUUAUUUAGGUAUUAUCUGACAUUAAUCAAUUCUUUCUAAUAUUUGUUGUUAAGCCUCAAUCGAACAGGGAUUUGGGAAGUCAGUAUCUGUUCCUAUAUAUUGAUAUGAAACUGCAAAUCUUCUGAUUA
Messenger RNA from Ananas comosus (pineapple), 1004 nucleotides. Its product is annotated as GTP-binding protein YPTM2. The transcript is spliced from 8 exons. Bases 178 to 789 code for a protein of 203 amino acids. Gene Ontology annotation, molecular function: GTP binding; GTPase activity. The record is from RefSeq and is a predicted model, not a curated record. NCBI's taxonomy places the organism in Eukaryota, Viridiplantae, Streptophyta, Magnoliopsida, Poales, Bromeliaceae.